Messenger RNA from Blumeria graminis f. sp. triticale, 3705 nucleotides. NCBI's taxonomy places the organism in Eukaryota, Fungi, Ascomycota, Leotiomycetes, Helotiales, Erysiphaceae. The record is from the annotation of a GenBank genome assembly.
AUGUCUGGCAACAGCUCCACCGCAUCAUUAAGCCCGGUUAUACCCUCGAAUAUAGCAGCGGGACAGAGCCAGCAAGGAAUUUCGUUGGUAACAUUUGCUUCUGCCUUGACGACUUCAUUGGUAGUCUUCGCAGUUCAAUUAAUAGCAUUUCUCCUACUGCGUAAUAAGCUAGCUAGGAUAUUUAAACCCAAGACUUACCUUGUUCCAGAGAAGGAACGAACAGAACCACCUCCCAGGACACCAUGGGGAUGGCUCUUUGCCCUCUUUAAAUUCCGAGAUCGGGAAAUAAUACGUAAAUGCGGUCUCGAUGCCUACUUUUUUUCUCGCUAUCUACGCACACUGCUAGUCAUCUUUACACCUCUAGCUCUUGUUCUCAUUCCCACGUUAAUACCCUUAAACUACAUUGGCGGCAGAGGGUCUUCCUAUCGACAAGAAAUCAUAAACAAGACCAAUGCUACGAAUGCGAACAAUACUCUCGCGCUCAACGUUAAAGGUCUUGACUCUGUUGCUUGGGGAAACAUAAGGCCCUCUAAAACACAUCGGUACUGGGCGCACCUUAUCCUUGCCAUUAUUGUGAUCAUAUGGGUAUGUGGUGUUUUCUUCUCCGAGCUACGCAUUUACACUAGAGUACGACAAGACCAUUUGACGUCGGCAGAACAUCGACUUCGCGCAUCUGCUACGACAGUCCUUGUCAGUGCUAUUCCUAAAAAAUGGCUUACUGAAGAAGCUCUGGCUGGACUGUAUGAUGUUUUUCCGGGUGGUAUUCGCAACAUAUGGAUCAAUCGAAAUUUCGACGAAUUAUCUACCAAGAUUCACGAGAGAGACCAAGUAUUCCGCUUACUUGAGAGUGCAGAGACGGAACUUAUCCAAUUAGCGAAAAAAUCCUCGAGAAAACAGGCCCGGAAAGACGAAAUAUUAGCGGCUAAAAAUGCCAAGUGCAAACUUCGUAUGACAAAAAAAGAUCGACAGCAAAAAGUUAUGGACGAAAAUGCCCAAGCCGACCAACUAGUUCAGAGUGGAGGACAGAGCACCGGAGACUUGCCCCAGUCUAUUGGUGAUACCAUAGCUGAGCAAGAGAAAAAGUCUCGCCGACGUUUCGGCCAUCAGUCUAAGCGAUCAUUGAAUAUUCCUAAAAUUUCUGUCGUUAGCCAAGGUAUUGGCAGAGGUCUCGGCUCGUUUAGCAAAGCGAGCGAAAUAGUCGGGAGGAACAUUGAGGCUCAACUCGAGACGUCUGAUGGUUUUAUGAAUAUUGAGGAUCUUCCUCUGGGUGAUGACGAAUACGAUCAGUUCGGACGCUUUCGUGGACAAGCUUCCUCGACCACACAAAGGGACGAGAGUAUGCGAGAGGCGCAGGAUGAUGUUGAAGAUGAUGCAGGGCCUUCUCCUACAACUGGCCCUGUCGUUGGAAAUUUGGAAAAAGUGUCCCAAAGACAAAAGUAUAAUCCUGAAAGCUCCACAGGCGACGAACCUCCACGAAAUAAAUGGUGGGAAUUCUGGAAGCCUCCUUCUGGCGGCUUUGGUACGCCUACUCCCACUGGAUAUGAACCUUCAGACAGUCAUACCUUGGACAAAGCAAAAAAGAAUCCAUCAUCGGUCAAAAAUGCGAGUGUAUCUGAAAAGAUCAACCAUUUUCUUAGGAAAGUUAUUCCAUUUCUUGGAUCAGACGAAGAGCCUAGAGAAAAAUAUCCGCCCGCUUUCAACUCAAACUAUGUGAUGGAAACUCGUGGAGCAGCAUGGGAAAAAUACUUAAAGGCUAAAGAUCGACCUACCCAUAGGCUCCAUAUUUUUGACUGGACACCAAGCUGGUUUCCUACCUUUCCCAUCAUUAAUAAAAAAGUUGAUACUAUUUACUGGUGUCGGAAACAGCUGGCAAGAUUAAACUUGGAGAUUGAGAUUGAUCAAAAACACCCGGAAAAAUUCCCUCUGAUGAACUCUGCGUUUAUACAGUUCAAUCAUCAAGUUGCGGCUCACAUGGCCUGUCAAUCUGUUAGCUAUCACGUGCCUAAACAAAUGGCCCCUCGAACAGUCGAGGUAUCCCCGAAAGAUGUCAUAUGGGACAAUAUGUCUAUUAAAUGGUGGGAAGCCUGGAUGCGAACCGCAAUAGUCAUCGGUGUAGUUGUCGGCAUGCUCAUCUUGUGGGCAUUCCCAGUGGCUUGGACGGCGUCUCUAGCACAAUUAUCGGACUUGGCCAAUAAGUAUCCUUUCCUGCACUGCGUAAAAGCAAUACCCACCAAUUAUGUUCAAGCAGUUGCUGGUGUCCUUCCAGCAAUUGUCCUGGGGCUUUUGUUAACACUAAUACCCAUUAUUUUCAAAUAUUUGGCCUUCUUACAGGGUGCGCAGACCGGCACUGAGCAGCAAUCUAUCAUGCAAAUUUAUUACUUUACGUUUCUUUUUGUGCAAGUGUUUCUGGUUGUUUCCAUAUCUGGAGGUACACUGGCAACAAUAACUUCUGCAACCAAUAUAAAGACCAUUCCUGACACCCUGGCAACGCAACUUCCUAAGGCAGCCAAUUACUUCUUCUCUUACAUGAUACUUCAAGCUCUUUCAACUAGCUCUGGUGGUCUAUUGCAAAUUAUGACUCUCCUUCAGUGGUACAUAUGGCCUAAAUUGGUGGAUAACACCGCUCGAGAGAAAUGGACGCGAAAUACUACCCUUCCUUCAGUCACCUGGGGCACUUUCUUUCCUGUAUACACCAAUUUUGCGUGCAUAGCACUGGUUUAUUGUAUUGUCGCACCGGUAAUCGUUGUAUUUGCCAUCAUCACAUUCUCUCUAUUAUGGGUUGCGCAACGAUAUAAUAUGCUCUACGUAUCUCGAUUUGAAAUAGACACAGGAGGAUUGCUCUAUCCCCGAGCCAUAAAUCAAACCUUUACUGGACUAUAUGUCAUGGAACUCUGCCUUGUAGGUCUCUUCUUCCUAGUUGCCGAUGAAAAUGGUAAACAGGCUUGUGUUCCUCAAGCAAUUAUAAUGAGCGUUUUCGUCUUUCUCACCGUUAUAUACCAGUUCUUGUUAAACAAGUCUUUUGGUCCACUCUUACAUCACUUGCCUAUCACAUUCGAAAAUGAGGCAGUUCUUCGGGAUCAAGCAUUUGAGCGUGCUCAAGCCCGUCGUCUAGGGCUAGUUAUGGAUGAAGCUGACGAUAUGGGCCUGCCACAAAGUAAUAGAACAUCUGUAAUACACGAGCACCAUGAAGAAGGAGCCCCAAAGUUCAAGUCAUCCAAAAUUGUUCAAGAAGCUGGGUCCUGGGCCCUCAGAUCUGGGAAGCAUUUUACCUCUAAAGCUCUCGGACAUUGUUCCGGUCACGGCGAGACGGAAGAAAAUACUAUUUUAAAUUCUAAUUGCCUGAAUAAUACCUCUGUCAGACCCUCGCGUAGGGUCCGACGUCAUAGGGAUUUAGAAGCACAAAGAAAGAUCGCUGAUGCUUUGUAUGGCGGAUACAACGACGAUAUUGAAGAUCUAACACCCGAGGAAAGGAAUGUGUUAGUAAAUCAUGCCUUUCAGCAUUCAGCAUUACGCGCAAGGAGACCCACAGUUUGGAUUCCCCGAGAUGAUAUUGGCGUAAGCGACGAUGAAAUCAAACGAACCAGGGAGUUUGCGGGAAAUAAUAUUUGGAUCAGUAAUAUUGGCGCUGCCCUGGACGGAAACUCGAGGGUAGUCUAUGGAAGAAAUCCACCAGACUUUUCUGAGGUGGAUCUAAUCGACUUGUAG